CCUCUCCCUCUGCCUCCUCCUCUCUUGCCUGCAGCCGAGCGUCCCCUUCCCCCACUGUCGGGUUUCUCCGCGGCUACUGCAGAGGAUUCAGAGCCGAGUAGCUGAGGAGAAGGAGGAGGAGGCUCCCGUCCCUGCGCGCCAUCCACCACCCUACUGGACACGGACGAGGGAACGAGAGCGUCGCCGCUGUAGCCUCCGGAGAAGACAAGGGCACCGCCGCCUCAGCUGCCGCCGCCGCGGUUUUCGCUUGCAGCAGCUCGCCGGAUCCUCAGUCUUCCACAAUGAAUCCUGUUUACAGCCCCGUGCAACCUGGGGCUCCUUAUGGCAACCCUAAGAACAUGGCCUACACUGGUUAUCCCACAGCCUACCCGGCAGCUGCCCCUGCCUACAAUCCCAGCCUGUACCCCACCAAUAGCCCCAGUUAUGCUCCAGCCACUCUGCUGAUGAAACAGGCCUGGCCACAGAACUCAUCUUCCUGUGGCACUGAAGGCACCUUCCACCUUCCAGUGGACACCGGGACCGAGAACAGAACUUACCAAGCAUCCUCUGCAGCUUUCAGAUAUACUGCAGGGACACCAUACAAGGUCCCACCGACCCAGAGUAAUACUGCUCCACCCCCCUACUCCCCAUCACCCAACCCCUAUCAGACGGCCAUGUAUCCAAUCAGAAGUGCCUACCCCCAGCAGAAUCUGUAUGCCCAGGGAGCCUACUACACACAGCCCGUGUAUGCCGCCCAGCCCCACGUCAUCCACCACACCACAGUUGUUCAGCCCAACAGCAUUCCCUCUGCCAUCUAUCCAGCUCCUGUUGCUGCUCCCAGGACCAAUGGUGUCGCCAUGGGCAUGGUGGCAGGCACCACCAUGGCAAUGUCAGCAGGUACACUGCUGACCACACCCCAGCACACUGCAAUUGGGGCACACCCUGUCUCCAUGCCCACAUACAGGGCCCAAGGAACCCCUGCGUACAGCUAUGUGCCCCCGCACUGGUAAAGCCUGCAGCCCAUCCAAAUCUGGAGUCACAUUGUAUGCAACUACUCAAGUCUUACACCGGUGCUGGAGCAGUCCCUAGCAGCACCACCUCUAUUUGCAAGAAGAGACAACGGAAGUGCAAGGGUCACUUUAUGCAUCUUUAAUGGUUUUGAUUUUUAUUUUUGGUUUUUGUAAAAGCUGCUUUUUCUAAUCUCCUAGAAGCCUCCCCCCUUGUGCCUCCCUCUUAGCCACUGCCCUUCUGGCUCUAGCCCCUCUUCCUACCUGAUCAGGCCCAGGCCUCUCUGCACUUCUUUCCUUCCCUAAGCAUCCUGUCCCUGGGAUCCCAGUCUAGUAGCAAGCAGAGAGUGAGGUUUAUUGCAAUGGUUCAUCUAAAGGCUAGAUUUCAUUUGGAAAGCUUAACAGAUGUGGCCCUCAGGUCUGGGGUAGGAACUUGGAGCUAUUGAGGAGGCCACAUCUCUGUCAGAUUGUCAUUUUGCUAAAGCAAGAUUAGUUCAAAUACAAAGAAAUAUCUUCUGAGAACCAUCGCAACAGACCAGAGCAACCACCUGGUUAUGUAGGAAUGUUAUCAGCAGCUUCAUGUCCCCAGGCUCAGAACCUGGGAAAGCAGAGAAUUUGGGGAAGGGUGGAGGGAGGGAACUGGGGGAGUAGUAUGAAGAAAGGGCAAGAGGGUACUCAGCUCUGGUUUGAAAGGUCUCUGGCCAUGUUGCUGGGCCUGGACCUUGUGAUUUGCACAGUGAUGUUAACUGACCUGGCACUUCCUCCAGAGAUGCUUUGACCUCAGACCUGCCAAACAGUUGCAUGGUGGGGGGAUCCCAGCAUCCAGAGGGUUCAGAAGGCCAGGUGCCUGCUUAAUCCCACCCUCAGCCCGAGCCUCGUGGACCCACUCUGAGGCGCUUCCUGCUCAGAAGUGGAACGAGUGGCAUUUCUCUCUUGCCCUUCUGCCCUUCCCAGUGCCGGGGCGCACAUCUGUCUGUGAGGCUGGCAGGCAGGCCAAGCUCUUGGUUACCUUGUGCCAUUUCACGGCCAAAGUGAAGGAACCACAUUCCAGGUGGGAGCUGGCGGUUCUGAAGGUCAGGAUAGUGAAGGAAAAACAAUAGCAAUAAUCAUUUCAUACUCAUGGAACUGAAGG
Molecule: messenger RNA, 2118 nt
Organism: Phodopus roborovskii (desert hamster)
Lineage: Eukaryota; Metazoa; Chordata; Mammalia; Rodentia; Cricetidae
Gene: Fam168a
Product: family with sequence similarity 168 member A
Exons: 8
Coding region: 282-989 (235 amino acids)
Biological process (GO): positive regulation of base-excision repair
Source: RefSeq, a predicted model, not a curated record